Messenger RNA from Penicillium waksmanii, 816 nucleotides. RefSeq lists its product as uncharacterized. Lineage: Eukaryota; Fungi; Ascomycota; Eurotiomycetes; Eurotiales; Aspergillaceae. The record is from RefSeq and is a predicted model, not a curated record. The transcript has a single exon. Gene Ontology annotation, molecular function: metallopeptidase activity. The coding region runs from base 1 to 816 and encodes 271 amino acids.
AUGAUCCACUCUGAAAAGACUAUCAACCCUCUCCGGGCCAAAUUCUUCCGGGACCUGAAGGAUGAUCUUGGUCCUGAAGCAUUGGAAACCCUGGACCCAGAGGAGUCCAUCUCCCAGAGCCUGCCACCUGAGGCAGGCUCCUCUACAACUAAACUUGAGAGAUAUCCAUGCAUAACUCAGAAACCCACGCCUGCGGCAAUCGCAGGCAGUGUUGGUGUUGCGGCCCUUCAAGUUGGACUUGGAAAUGAGAUACCCCGCUGGAAGACCGGACCGACAAAAACCGUCAACUUCGCCGUUCUUGCUAGUGGAUAUCCAAAGCCGGAACUCGCUUUUCUGGCAGCGAACAAGUUGCAUGAAGCCGCCAAUGAAUGGAAUGAGCUGAAUCUCGGUGUGCAGCUUGAAUGGGUUUACAAAAUCGAAGAUGCCGCAUUCGUCCUCACUUAUGCAAAGGAAGUCAGCCCUGGGACCCUUGCUGAGGCUUUUUUCCCGAAUAAUGUGGAUUUGAACGUGCUGAACGUCUAUCCUGCUGCUUUCGAGGAAGGAACAGUGCAAUACCUGAAAAAUAUCUUCUUGCACGAGCUGGGUCACGUCCUAGGACUCCGUCAUGAGUUUGCCCCAGAGAAGGAAACUGAUGUGAAGUCCGUUCAAAUUGGUCCACGUAACCCAACAUCAGUGAUGGCAUAUGAAUUUCCUCCCCAAAUCCAGCCCUCGGAUAUCGACAGCACCAAAACUUUCUAUCAAUUCACCGGAAAAUAUUUUGGAAAUAUGCAAAAAACUGGUAGGCUGCCUAUUGUGGACUACGAUGCAAAUAACUAG